ACACAAGUGCAGCUAUUGAGUCGGCUGUUAAGUGGUGAACGAGCCUCUUCCAUGUCUGGACUUAGUCAGCUGUACGCUCGCCUCAAUCAGCGCGCACUGUCCGAGGCGCAGCUGUUCAAUUAUGGCUUCCCGCGUCCAGGCAUCCUUCCAGGCAAGGCGCGGGUCCGCAUUCAUCCAGACACCUUCUGGACAGCACACCCGAGUCCCAAAGAGAGGACUUGUGAGAGAUGCAAAAAGAUCUACGAGGUGGACAGCAGUGGGUAUCCUAUGGUAAAAGAAGUGUGCAGGUGGCACCAGAGGCGAGCCAAGAAUGGCAUUCACGGGUGCUGCGGCCGAAGUACCUACGGGAAAACCUGCAAAACCUCGCCGCUGCACGUCACUUCAGACAUAGAUCCUGACAACCUGAAGGGAUUCAUCGACACGAGUGACAGUGACAUCAGCUCGAUCUCUGUCUUUGCACUGGACUGCGAGAUGGUGUCGACCACGCGUGGGAUGGAAGUAGCAGCCAUCACAGUGGUGGAUUACCAAUGCAAAGUGGUGUACGAGACGAUGGUGCAGCCCGAGGGUCGCAUCAUCGACUACAACACUAUCUUCUCGGGCCUUACCCAAGAUGACUUACGCGGCGUGACCACCAAGCUGGAAGACGUCCACACUAAACUGAUGUCCCUCGUGGGGGUGCGCACCAUUCUAGUUGGCCACGGCCUGCACAACGACCUUCUUCGCCUGCAAGUCUUUCAUGGGCGUGUGGUGGAUACAAUUGCCCUCUACCCGCAUCCUAAGGGUCUGCCAGCAAAAAAUCCACUCAGUUUCCUAAAAGGGAGAUAUCUGCCCCACCUGUCGGUGAACGCGGGCCUCAAGUGCCGGGAGGACGCCGUGGCCACCAUGAUGCUGGCGCGCCUCAGGUGUGGGUUCACCGCCUCGCCUUAACUCAAUUUCAUACUGGAAAAAUCGCUAAGGUGAGGUGCGAUCAUGCGCAAUACUGUGUAUUCUUAUUCUGACAUUGUAUGGUGCUGAUUUAUAACUUCCUGCGUGCUCAGAAUGCGUGUCAUACCAUGACAAGGUCACGGAUGGAUUCAAUGACAUCACGUGUUCGGGACCUGUUCGUGUGUCAUCGCCUUACCAGCAUUUCACAAUAUGUUAUCAGUUUUCUUACGAUAUCACAGAAAAAGUAUGUAGUCCUAUUCAAAUUCUCUACUACUCAGUAAACUUAGCUUCACAUUUCAUUAAAAGAUUAUUUUUGUUAUUAUUAUUCGUAUAAUUAGGGCAAUAGCUUUCAAACAGCUAGCCCAUGACUGGGGCAGCUUUAGCUCCAUAUACCUGCCCUCAUUUGUACUGUAUCUUUAAUAGAGAGAGAGAGAGAGGAGAGAGAGAGAGAGAGAGAGAGAGAGAGAGAGAGAGAGAGAGAGAGAGAGAGAGAGAGAGAGAGAGAGAGAGAGAGAGAGAGCGUAAUAACCGAAACUUUGAGUGCCUCGGCCUCCAAACGCCCUAACUUGAAAGAAAGUAUCGUGCACCUCAUGAAGCAGAACCAAAACAUGUGAUUACAGUGAAGGAGUAUCAACACUAUUUGUGAAGGGUUAUGCAGAACAGUGCCUCACCCUUUACAGGUAAGUGUUGAGGCUUAUCUAGCGAGGAUGUGGUGACAUUCUCAGAAGGGAAAUGAGGCGGAGUGGUGACAUUCUCAGAAGGGAAAUAAGGUGGAGUAAGAGAUUAGUCUACAAUAACAUUCUCGAAACUCGUGUGUCCGAAAGAUGUGACUUGUGCUUUUACAGUUUGAAUAUAUAUAACAUAUUCAAUGUUACAUGAUUUUAAUCAAAAUAUGUAAGGAAAUACAAAAAUAUACUUGAAAAUAA
This is a messenger RNA of Scylla paramamosain (green mud crab), 1850 nucleotides long. RefSeq names its product exonuclease GOR-like. Gene Ontology annotation, cellular component: nucleus. Lineage: Eukaryota; Metazoa; Arthropoda; Malacostraca; Decapoda; Portunidae. The coding region runs from base 52 to 927 and encodes 291 amino acids. The transcript is spliced from 2 exons. Gene Ontology annotation, molecular function: nucleic acid binding; exonuclease activity. The record is from RefSeq and is a predicted model, not a curated record.